Mycena citricolor is the source of this 1413-nucleotide messenger RNA. NCBI's taxonomy places the organism in Eukaryota, Fungi, Basidiomycota, Agaricomycetes, Agaricales, Mycenaceae. The record is from the annotation of a GenBank genome assembly.
CGAGGAGGUCCCGGGUUCAAUUCCCGGUUAGGCCCUUUUUCUUGCUCUCCCCCAUGUGCAGAUCUUCACCCAUUAACCAGUUAAUGCUCCCCACACGCUUCAGUGCUUGUAUCCAUCUUAUAUACAUCGCCCUUAAUUUGUGACUAGUCUAUCACUGGUGUUUGACGGUCCGCUACAUCGUGUGCCCUACUUCACGCCAGUCACAGAUCUGUCCCUUACCCUUGGCACACUGAUUUCAAAUGUUGUCCCCGCCGCUCUCAAUCACGCUGACGGUCACUUCUGUCCUCGCCCUGCUGUUCAUCGUCGCGUAUCAAGGACAAGAUCUUGGACUUCGCCAUGCACCGUUUCCUCAUGCUCAACAGGAGCCUAUCCUCGCCGCAUUCUCACGACACAGAGGACCCUUGCCGAUCCCCUCGCGCACCUUCGUUAUCUCGCUUCUGCGACGCCAAGAUCGACGCGAGGACAUGGAGCGGCUGCGUGCACGUCUCAAUGAGGCUGGUGAUUCGAUGGGUGAGAUCCAGUGGUCGUUCGUCGACGCAUUAGAGGCGGCGAGCCCCCUUGUGAGCAAUAUUCUGGCGAGCGUGAGGACGCUGCGCACGGCUGUUGCAAGCAAACCCGAAGCAAUCUAUGGCGACCGCGAAAUCAAGCUCCCGUUCUCCUGGCCUGUUGAAGACGAGUCCACUACGCUCAAUCCUACCACUUUCUGGACUGACACUGCUCGCUCUCUCCGCCACCACACCAUCCAUCAAGACUCGACGCCGCUAACUUGUGCCACUGAGAAUCUCACGAUCCCGACAUAUACACCUGAGCUACCAGAAUGGAAGAUCCUCUCUCGCAAUCGCAUCGCCGUGUGGCAUUCCCACUUCUCGACUGUCCGCUUAGCUGAGUCUCUCAACGCGCGCGAAGAUGAAGAGCUUGAAACGGCGACACUGAUACUGGAAGACGAUGUGGAUAUGGAGAGUGAUGUCCGCGAACGCCUGCGCGAGAUGUGGCCUGCGCUGCCGAGAGAAUGGGACAUCAUCUUUCUCGGCCAUUGCUGGUCCGACGAAACGCUCCACGCGCCCAUCUACGUGUCCUCCACGUCUCACACGGCUCUGCACCCAUCAAACGCACCUCUUUGUACUCAUGCAUACGUCCUUUCUCCCAAAGGGCUGCGGCGUCUUCUCUGGCACCUCAGUCACCCGCCGUUCUCGUACUCCCGCGCUUACGACCGGGCUGUUGCGUGGCUCGUCCAGAGCGGGCGGAUGACUGGAUUCUCGGUUGUCCCUAGUGUCGUGGUGCAGCGCAAGAUCGGCAGCAGCGAUGUGAUGUCUGGGACAGGAAGCCGGUGGAAGGACUCGCUGGCUGAUGGAAUCCUCGACCGGUUGUAAGUAGAAGAGGUGGCAUCUAGUAUCGAUCCAGAAGAAUCAUAUG